AUGAGGCUCCUUGGUGCUGCCGGUGCCCUUACCUUAUUAUUCGUGAACAGCGCAUGCGCAUCCAUAUUACCCCGAAAUCAUGAUACGUUCGAUUACUUCGCUCUCCAUCUUGACCCUUCCGUUUCCCCCAUCCAGAUUGCGCAGUUGCUAGGAGCCACACAUGAGGGGCAAAUCGGUGAAUUGGCGGACCACCAUACAUUUUCCGCCCCAAAAGGUGUUCUAGGUUCGAAUUUAGACAAAACAUUAGACAUCUUGAAGCUCAGGAGGCGGAGAAAACGAGAUGCAGUACCGCCGAACGGCAAAAUAUCGAUGGUAACAGAUGCUUUGGAUGGGAUACUCUGGUCACAGAAGUUGAACUUAAGACCUCCGAUGGUGAAACGGACGCCUCCACCCCCAACACUACCGCAACCGGCGACAGCAAAAAUUAAGGCUCGUCAGUCGAGGCCACAAGACCGGGAAGUUAAGGAUGGUUUUAACGCUACGGAAAAGUUGAGUGAUAUCGCAUCUCAAUUGGGGAUCGCGGACCCGAUGUUUCAUGACCAGUGGCACCUGUUUAAUACUGUUCAAUUGGGGAACGAUCUCAAUGUUACAGGCCUCUGGCUGGAAGGUAUAACGGGCAAGGAAUCGAUUUCGGCCAUUGUGGAUGAUGGAAUAGAUAUGCACAGCAAAGAUCUGAAGGACAACUACUUUGCGGAUGGGUCAUACGACUACAACGACAAGUCGCCCAUACCUAAGCCCCGACUAUUCGAUGAUAAACAUGGCACGCGAUGCGCUGGAGAGAUUGCAGCAGUGCGGAAUGAUAUCUGUGGCGUUGGAGUGGCUUACGAUAGUAGGGUUUCGGGGAUCCGUAUCCUAUCUAAACCCGUGUCGGAUGAGGAUGAGGCCGCUGCAAUCAACUACAAAUACCAAGACAACCAGAUAUACUCAUGUUCCUGGGGCCCCGUUGACGAUGGUAUGACCAUGGAAGGCCCUGGCACACUCAUCCAGCGGGCAUUUGUCAACGGAAUCCAAAAAGGGCGGGCGGGAAGGGGCUCGAUAUAUGUGUUUGCCGCCGGUAACGGUGCUUUGCAUGAAGACAACUGCAACUUUGAUGGCUACACUAACAGCAUAUACAGCGUCACAGUGGGAGCUGUCGAUCGCGAUGACAAUCACCCAUAUUAUUCUGAGUCGUGCUCCGCGAUGCUCGUGGUAACGUAUAGCAGUGGCGUUAACGGAGCUAUACACACCACCGAUGUCGGAGUGGAUUCAUGUUCAACGAGACAUGGGGGAACCUCCGCCGCUGGGCCGCUGGUUGCGGGCGUUGUGGCGCUUGCGCUAAGCGUCCGUCCUGAGCUCACAUGGCGUGAUAUCCAAUACAUUUUCCUAGAGACUGCGAUCCCAAUCCAUUUAAAUGAUAGUGACUGGCAGGAUACCAGUAUCGGCAAAAAAUUUAGCCAUGAAUUCGGCUAUGGGAAGGUAGACGCGUACUCUGCUGUCCAUCUAGCUAAAGACUGGAAACUGGUCAAACCACAAGCUUGGCUGCAUUCUCCCUGGCUACGGGUUCAUAGUGAAAUCCCCCAGGGAGAGGUGGGACUUGCCAGUUCCUUCGAAGUCACCAAAAAGAUGUUGAAACUGCACAAUCUUCAGCGCCUAGAACAUGUCACUGUCACGAUGAAUGUCAACCACACCCGCCGCGGUGAUUUGAGUGUUGAACUCCGCAGCCCGGCUGGUGUCGUUAGCCAUCUAAGUACGACUAGGAAGCGUGAUAAUAACCCCGUUGGAUACACCGACUGGACAUUUAUGUCAGUCGCUCAUUGGGGCGAAUCCGGCGUCGGUAAAUGGACUGUAAUCGUCAAAGACACAGUCGUUAAUGCUCACGAAGGCACGUUCAUCGACUGGCAACUGGAUUUGUGGGGGGAAGCAAUCGACCCAAACAUCCAGAAACUCCACCCCUUACCAACCGAACACGACCACGACCACGACCAGGACGACGAACCCGCUAUCGUAACCACUGCCGUCAUAACGCCCACGAGCGGAACCAGCCUCCCCACUCCUUCCUCCGUGCCAACCGACCACGUCGACCGCCCGGUCAACUCAAAACCAACCGGCUCCCCAUCCGGUACCGACAACGACACAUUCCUCCCGUCCUUCUUCCCUACCUUCGGUGUCUCCAAACGCAGCCAGGUCUGGAUCUAUGGCUCGCUCGCACUUAUCCUAAUUUUCUGCUGCGCGUUGGGUGUUUACUUCCUCGUCCAGCGUCGGAAGCGCAUCCGAAAUAACCCGCGCGAUGACUACGAGUUUGAGAUGAUUGAUGGUAGUGAUGAGGCGGAUCUGCUCAGUGGCGGUGAUGAUGUAGAGCAUAUGGGUGCCGGCACUCGUGGUUUGGGACGGAAGCAGCGGAAGAAGAAAGGUGGGGAGUUGUAUGAUGCUUUUGCUGGGGAAAGCGAUGAGGAGCUUUUGAGCAAUGAUGAGGCUGAGGAGUUUAGAUUAUCUGAUUCGGAGGGCGAGGCACCGUAUCAGGAUGAAGACGAAGAUGAGAAGAGGAUUAGUGUUGGCGAUCUAAGCGAGAAAACCUAG
Histoplasma mississippiense is the source of this 2556-nucleotide messenger RNA. RefSeq lists its product as hypothetical. Bases 1 to 2556 code for a protein of 851 amino acids. Gene Ontology annotation, biological process: protein processing. The record is from RefSeq and is a predicted model, not a curated record. Lineage: Eukaryota; Fungi; Ascomycota; Eurotiomycetes; Onygenales; Ajellomycetaceae. The transcript has 2 exons. Gene Ontology annotation, cellular component: Golgi membrane; trans-Golgi network. Gene Ontology annotation, molecular function: serine-type endopeptidase activity.